GUACGCAGUGAGUACCGAGCGAACGCUCACGUUUCGUAGCUUGUACUACGGUGGAGGAUUUCACGCGUAUGACACACACGCAUUCAUAUCACACACAAUGGCGUCUGUUAAAAACCAUUUUUAAAGUAGCAUCCGUGUACUUGCAUAUGUGUGCGCGGAAAAAGAAUGUCUCGUUGUUUACCAGCUCGAGAGGAGGAAAACUGAGUAAAUGGAGCGAGCCACGGUAGUGAAGCGUCGUCCAGGACGAGUCUAAAUCUGCAAAUGUAAUUGGUGUGGUGAUGGUCAAUGGCUCGCCGGCAGUUUAAAUUCUAGGUUAAAAAUCACGAGACAAGACACGACGACGGAUACACACAACGAAAGAAGAUGAAUAUCUACGAGCCGGACGACGAUAUCUUCCAGGACCUCGAGCCGGUCACGUGGGGAGAUAUCAGUGAUGAAAUUGAAUGCCUCAACGGUGUCGAUGACGGCAACACGUUCUUCCACAGAGUUGCCUCUGAUCAGAUCAUCUACGAGGAGAAAAAGCGCUGCAAGUACAUUGGCAAGUAUGUAAUGGGUGACCUCUUGGGGGAAGGCAGCUACGGCAAGGUCAAAGAGAUGUUGGACUCUGAGACACUCUGUAGGAGAGCUGUGAAAAUUCUAAAAAAGAAGAAGCUUCGAAGGAUACCCAAUGGAGAGAGCAAUGUCCAAAGAGAAAUUCAACUUUUGAAGAUACUAAGGCAUAAAAACGUUAUCGGCCUUGUUGAUGUUCUUUACAAUGAUGAAAAGGAGAAGAUGUAUAUAAUUAUGGAAUACUGUGUUGGUGGGCUUCAGGAUAUGUUAGAAAGCUCUCCUUGUAAAAAGUUCCCUCUUUGGCAAGCACAUAACUACUUUUGUCAGUUACUAGAUGGCUUAGAGUAUCUUCAUGGAAGGAGUAUUGUUCAUAAGGAUAUAAAACCUGGGAAUUUGUUAUUAACGCUAGAUGGUACCAUUAAAAUCAGUGACUUUGGUGUAGCAGAGGCACUGGACAUGUUUUCCAAAGAUGAUACAUGUACGACUGGUCAGGGCUCACCUGCUUUUCAACCUCCUGAAAUAGCUAAUGGCUGUGAUUCGUUUGCAGGGUUCAAAGUAGACAUAUGGAGUAGUGGUGUUACAUUAUAUAAUAUAACAACAGGUGCUUAUCCAUUUCAAAGUGACAACAUUUACAAAUUGUAUGAAAUUAUAGGCAAAGGAGAAUAUACUAUUCCUGAAGACGUUGAAGAUGAUUUAAGAUCGCUUCUUCAAGGAAUGUUACAAAAAGAUACAGACAUUAGGUUUUCUUUACAAAAAGUUAGGCAUCAUCGGUGGACAACAAGCAAUCCCCCAAAGACUUUAGAACAAGUACCAUUUCCUCCAAGGAGAGGAGAUGAGUGGCACACAAUGACUGUCUUACCAUAUCUUAUGGAUCACCAUUAUGGAACUGACAAUAAUAUUAAUUACUACACAGAACGCGAGCUCAAUGAGGAAGCGCGAAGGCAAGAGGCAGAUCAACAUGAAUUAGAAACAAACAAUGUAGGAAAUCGCCAUAAAGUCAACAUCCAACGUAAUCGGUCAAGGUGGCGCAAACAAAUCAGUUGUAUUACCCCAAGAAGAUUUCCUUCGUGCAAGCCUUCGUGAUUGCUUCUCGUCCGUUCGAAGCUCAAAUUCCGACUGUUGCCGUUGCUUUUGUGAUAUGUACCAUAUUAUAGACGCCAUCUGUUUCGUUUUGUUCUCAGAAAAUUUAUUGUUUUUUUUUAAUUUUUUUCAUUUAUUUAUUCUUUUUUUAAUACGACGAUUCGAAUACAGGUAUUACGCUUCAUUUCUUUUAGAGUCUUGCAGCUUGUUUUUUUAAUAGUUGGAUUCUGUAUUAGUUUUAAAAAGUGUUUCUUUUUUAAGGUAUACAAUGUCUCAAAAGUAAAAAAAAGUGUUAUUUUAAAUGUGCAAGUACAAAUAUGUCGUUAUAUAUCCGUGUGUACAAAGAGGAAGAUCGAUGAGGAUAAAUAAAAAGUAUUUUUGUUUAAUGUGGGAGCGUUGUGUAUAUUGAUUUUGAAUAGGUGGUGAGAGAACAAUGUUGUUGAAUGUGACGCCAAGCACAAAUAGAGAAAUUUUAAAAGAAAUUUUUAUAAGCUCAGUAUUAACAGAUGAUAUGAAUUACGGUACCACGUGUAAAAACAUGUUAUAUAUUAUUGCCUAGCCCGGCGUAAUGAAAUAAUUUUACGAAAAAUGAUUCAUAUCACUAUUGUCUACCAACUGCCAUUACAUGUGAAGUGAAUUCUCUCAAUUCUAAACUUUAAAAAUGUAAUUAAUAUACUUUUAACAACUUUACCGAUUGAAUUUACUAUUGAAAUGUUUAAUAAGUGUAAAUUAAAACAGUGCGAUUGUAAAUAUGUUGUUGAUUGGUUACACAUUAUAAAAAAAUAAUAAAAAAAACGUUUCUAAGCCGGUAAUGAUACUUAUUAUGUGAGUUUUCAGAACUUUAAACUUUCUUUGAAUGUAGUUUAGCUUUUGACAAGUCGUUCGCUUCAUUUGUAUCAAAGUCUACAGUUUUAUUUGCGUACUGUAGUUAUGCGAUAAAUAUUUAACAUUCUACAUUGUAUAUAAGUAAUUUGUAAGUUGGAAAUUGAAAAAUUGUUAUUCAAAGUAUUAUAAAUAAGUUUUAUUAUAAGAUUGUCAAGUGAUUGCAAAUGGUUGAAAUAUGCAUGUUCAUCUUGUUUUCAUAAAUAUAAAAUAAUAUAAAACCAUUUUUUAUAAAAAAAAGUAGAAAAGAAUGUACCAUAUAGUUGUUUAUAAAAACUAAUUUGUUUAAAUGAAGUGCGA
This is a messenger RNA of Phymastichus coffea, 2811 nucleotides long. It is a transcript of the gene Lkb1, whose product is annotated as serine/threonine-protein kinase STK11. The record is from RefSeq and is a predicted model, not a curated record. The coding region runs from base 364 to 1632 and encodes 422 amino acids. Gene Ontology annotation, biological process: glucose homeostasis; protein phosphorylation; intracellular signal transduction. NCBI's taxonomy places the organism in Eukaryota, Metazoa, Arthropoda, Insecta, Hymenoptera, Eulophidae. The transcript is spliced from 6 exons. Gene Ontology annotation, molecular function: ATP binding; protein serine/threonine kinase activity; protein kinase activator activity. Gene Ontology annotation, cellular component: cytoplasm.